GUAGAAUGUAUCAUAUGAGUUGAGAAACAAUUCAUAUUAGAAUUCUGCGGCGCAAUUAAGUGAAUAUAAGCUCACCGGGAGUCAAGCAGAGAAACUGCAUGGCCGACGUCAUUUCGUCACCCCAGCAUUCUCAAAUAAACAUUAUCAACCACAACCUCACAACGGAACGCGCAUUCCCUCCGCACAUCACCUCCAAAGAUUUUCAUACUCUCAUAUUACUUCUCUUCACAAACAAUGUAAUACAAUAAUAGAUUCGCACAUAACAAUGGUAAUUACUUUAAAUCGCGUCAUCGCGCACCAGUUUCCGUCCUGAUUACUUCAUACAUUCCUCUUCAUUUCUCAGACAGCUAACCAUAUAUCCCCAUUCAGGACACCAUAAUCCGCAAGCCAAUUGCGAUCGCGACCUCGAAGCCCGCCCGCAAAACGUAUCUAAAUACUAUAUUAUUCCUGUCGACGUCGCUUGUACUGUUUGGAUUUGCUGUGGUGGCCUAUGCGGUGUUUUAUUGGAGCUGGGUGCCGGCGUUGGGAGUGGAGAGGAGGGUUUGGUUGCAGUUUGCGUGCGUAUCAUCAUAUUCGAGGGUUUCUCACAUGGGGGUUAGGGCUGCGACGUGUUGGUUCUUUGGAGGAGAGAAGGGAUUGAGAAUGGAUGUGCUAACAAGUCCACAAACGCAGACCCGGCCAGCAUCCCCACGGCAUAGUUUCCCUCCAUAAUUCUGUCGUAACACGACAAGAAUAUGAUAUCCAGCUCGAACUACAUAUGCCCCGUUCCCCACCAAACCUGAAAGCCGGGAAUUUUAUGGUUCAUGUGAAUUUCCUUGGACCUAAUCAUAAAACAUCAAGCUCGAUACCAGUCGUCGAACAUCUACUACCUUUAUCAAGAAUUACUAAAAAUGAAGAUGUUCUCUUUUCAUCUCGGCGGCCUACAAUUUUGACGUAUGAAAGUGAGUUGAUAUCUGGACUGGGGAAGGUGGUAAAUGCACCCCUGUAUGUGCUUGGCUGGAAAAGAGAAGAUGAGAAAAUUACGGUGGAGAUGGCGGAAAACGUCAGAUUUCCGAGAGGGAAUAAGAAUGUUCCCAGUGCGGUAGAAGUGGUCAUUGAGAAAGACUCGGGAGAAGUACAAAUAUAUGGAUGUAGAAUAGUGAUGAGGGCGAAAUUGAGUGGCUUGAGAUGGUGGAUGUGGAAUUGGAGGAUUAGUAGUGCAAUUAUUGGGGUGGGCGCUUUUUGGGCAGCAGAGAUGUUGGGCUGUAUUUUUGGCUGGGCAAUCUUGAAGUUAUAUUUUGGAGGGAGGAAAGAGGAAGGAGUGGUCAAGAGAAAAGGAAUUGAAAAGAGUGAAGCUGCAAUUAAGCAAGAGGCAACGGAGGAUGAGCCGGACCUGUCAGAUACCCCGAGAACGUUUCCUACUGCGAGGAGUCAUACACCCUUAGUAUAUCCACCGGUGGGCAAAAAAAACGAAGAGGAUGGAGAAGAUAAGACAUUGGGGGAGACGGUUAUUUUGCCGCUUGCGGGGGAUGCGGAUGAUGAGGAUGACGAGGCGGAAGGGAGUUGGCAAGCCGGUAGAAGAAGUGACUCUGGUUUGGGUACAAGUUUCAGUGAAGGUGGUGCUGGAAGAAUAGGACGAGUUAGUAGGAGGAGAAGUCGUGGUGGCUCGGCUAGUGGAUUGUAAGGUUGGUCAAAAAUCCGGAGUAAAGGAAUAGGAUAAUGGACCUGGAAAUACCCUUAAAUGUACGUUUUUCGUUGAAUUAUUUGGAGAGGCCAGGAGUUUAGAAAUGGCUGGGUGAUUUGUUCAUUUGCACGCGUUAAUUUAUACUAAUUGCAGAGAAUAUGGAAAGGGUUCCACAUGCUCAAUAUCUUAAGUCUUACCACCGUAUAACCUUCCUUCCACGUCCUUCCUCCUUUUGACAUCAGCAGACCGAAGUGUGUUUUUGAUGCCCUAACUGCCCUGUGUCAUCACCUCAAAAACCACACAUUUAAUCUCCGAUCCAGGAAAGGAGGCUUCACUGCCCAAAGUCAAUAUCCCUUUCUUUAACGAGAAUUAAAAUCUGACAAUGAAUAAUUGUUGUCGAAUCAAUGAAUAUUAUUCUUGUAAUACAACAGACCUACAUCAACAACAACAAUGGAACAAAUCUAUUGUGGUUUAACCAUUUCCGGCAAGCUACCCGUUCUAAUUCAAAAGUCACAUGUUUGGCAAAAGACGAUAUAAUCUAUAGGUAUGUAUGUAUUCAGCACGCCAUGAACAACCAGCACACCGAAUCUGGAGGAAUAUGAUAUUGGAAAAAAUGAUAAGACUUAGGAUAUUGUAAGGUUUAUAUAGUUUUCAUAGCAUCUAGUGUUAUCCCUUUGGCUAAAGAUUCUUAAGUAUGAAUAAUGG
Sclerotinia trifoliorum is the source of this 2368-nucleotide messenger RNA. The record is from the annotation of a GenBank genome assembly. NCBI's taxonomy places the organism in Eukaryota, Fungi, Ascomycota, Leotiomycetes, Helotiales, Sclerotiniaceae.